Messenger RNA from Copidosoma floridanum, 1411 nucleotides. RefSeq lists its product as uncharacterized. Lineage: Eukaryota; Metazoa; Arthropoda; Insecta; Hymenoptera; Encyrtidae. The record is from RefSeq and is a predicted model, not a curated record.
AUGACGGGUAGCUGUAGCAGCAACGCGAGCAAGAGCGGCGUCGACGAGCGUGAAAUCGGCCGCGAGGAUUUACAGUUAAUGCUGCGGCCGAGGCUGGGCGAGCGCGUCCAAGUGCUCGGCGUCCAGCAGUCGUCGCUUCUGCCGCCCGGCGAGAACUUUGCCUGCUCGAUUUACAAGCUCGACGCGCGCGUCAACGUCAUCGGAGGACAAGAGGAUGACGAGGAAGAGCUGCACCUAGUCGCCAAGCUCUAUCCCUACGACGAGGUGAUCCAGGAUGUCUUCGACUUCAAGUUGUUCUUCAAAAAGGAGAUAUUCUUUUACGACAAGCUCGUGCCCGUUUUGAAGGAGCUUGCGGACCGCGCGAACGAGCCGCCGCUCGAGGUGGCGCCCGAGUUUUUCGGCUUCCGGCUCUCGGUGGAUCCGAAAAUCGAGAGGGUCGACGAGGGGGUGGUCGUGCUCAUGGACAAUCUGCAGAGCAAGGGAUACUACACCGGCAACAAGAUCGAAGGUCUCGACCUGGAGCACACGAGAGCGACGAUCGAAACUUUGGCGAGCUUUCACGCGUACAACGUCGCGUGCAAACAACACCGACCGGAUUUCUUCAACAAUGAGGCACGCGCUCACGCGGUGCCGGUACCCUACAAGGCCAAAGAGGACUUUGACCUUGUUCAGUUGCUACUGGACAUGAUGUUCGCCGACGAGCGCUUAGCCCGCCUACGGGAGUUGAUUUUGAAAUUCCUGGGCGGCUCCGAGGGUCAGCGCGAGGCCAUCGAGUACGUAGCCCAGGAGCCUUGGUUGAGUUUCACUCAUCUCGACUUUUGGACGAACAACGUGCUCUUCAAAAAGGAAGGAGCGAAGGUCGUCGACGUCAAGUUUCUCGAUUUCCAGAACUACGUCUACAACAGCCCGCUCAGGGAUCUACCGUAUUUCUUAUGCACCAGUACGACGCACGAGGUCAUAACCGGACACUUCAACGAGCUCCUCGAUCUUUACUACGAUACUUUCGUGGCGACUCUCAAGAAGCUCCGAUGCGACGCGAGUCUCUUCACGAGGGAGUCUUUCAACAGGCAGAUCAAAAUAGACGCGAGACUGGAGUUUUUCCACAACAUUUUGGCGAUCAAGUUUUUUACCGCCGAGAUAGAUAAGCGCACCUACGAUCCCAGCCAGCUCGAGGAAGUCGUGCUCUGCAGUCAAAUCAAUAAACUCGGUCUUGACAAAUGGUAUCAAAUUGUACUCACCUACAUCGAACAGGGCUGGAUGUGACGCAUUUUUUUGCUUUUAGCUCCUUUGCAAACAGUAUUUCCAUAUUUUAUAUUAAUUUCGACGUAAAACGUGUAAAAAAACAAAUUUGAUGAUUUUUGUAUAAGAAUGUACCUAUGUUUCUACGUAUACAAUGAGUGUAUUUAACGAA